Phytophthora infestans T30-4 is the source of this 3248-nucleotide messenger RNA. RefSeq names its product alpha-aminoadipic semialdehyde synthase, putative. The record is from RefSeq and is a predicted model, not a curated record. The transcript has a single exon. Lineage: Eukaryota; Oomycota; Peronosporomycetes; Peronosporales; Peronosporaceae. The coding region runs from base 1 to 3045 and encodes 1014 amino acids. Gene Ontology annotation, molecular function: saccharopine dehydrogenase activity. Gene Ontology annotation, cellular component: cytoplasm.
AUGUCGGGCAAGUGUGUAGGCAUCGUCCGCGAGGUAUACAACAAAUGGGAGCGUCGAGCGCCGCUCACACCCGCACACGUUAAGGAGCUAGUGGCGCGUGGCGUGCAGGUGCUGGUUCAGCCGUCCACGGCACGCGUCUUCUCAGACGACCAGUAUGUUCGCGCCGGAGCCACACUGUCCGAGAAUUUGGCGCCGGCGAAUGUCAUUGUGGGGGUCAAGCAGGUGCCCGAGCCGGCACUGCUGGCGGACAAGACGUACCUCUUCUUCAGUCAUACCAUCAAAGCGCAGCCCGAGAACAUGGCGCUGCUGGACGCCGUGCUACAGCGUCGCGUCACGCUAAUCGACUACGAAUGUAUCACAGAGGAGAGUGGUAAGCGUCUCAUUGCCUUCGGCGGAAAUGCCGGUCGUGCAGGAAUGAUUGCGGGCUUCCGAGGUCUCGGAGAACGUCUCAUCAACAUGGGAAUCUCCUCGCCCUUCGUCAACAUCGCGUCCUCCUACAUGUACGCAGACUUAGAGCACGCUAAAGACGCAGUGGAAGCUGCAGGUAGAAGGAUUCGAACAGAUGGUCUGCCGGGUGACUUGGCGCCAAUGACAUUCGCCUUUACUGGCAAUGGCAAUGUGUCUAAAGGAGCUCAGGAGAUCUUCAAGCUCAUGCCGCACGAGAUGGUGCAUCCUUCGGAACUACCAAAGCUGCCAAAAAACAAUCGUAUUCUCUACGGUACAGUCAUCGACGAUCCGGCCUACUUUGUUAAGCCUCAGCCGGGUUUCACGGGUGAGACUACGAGAGCUCACUACUACCAGAAUCCACACCAAUACGAAGCUGCUUUCCAUGAAAAAGUGUUGCCAUACACCUCAAUGCUCGUCAACUGUAUGUACUGGGACGACCGUUUUCCAAGAUUGGCCACGCGAGAGCAGAUUCGUGAGCUUCGCAAGUCUGGGAACCACAAAUUGCUCGGGAUCGCUGAUAUCUCGUGCGAUAUCGGCGGAAGUAUCGAGUUUCUGGAGCGUGCUACUGAAAUUGAGCGUCCGUUCGCUCUGUACGACGUUGUUGAAGAUAAAAUGCGCGAAGAUGGAGACAGCCGAGGCCUCGAAGGAGACGACGGCAUUAUGAUGAUGGGUGUCGAUAUCUUACCGAGUGAACUGGCACGCGAGUCGAGUCAGCAGUUCGGUGACCGCUUGGUCGGAUACGUCACGGCGCUGUCGAGUGCUUCUUCGUCCAACGUUCCUCUACAUGAACAGAAAGAGCUGCCUGCUGAGCUACGUGGAGCUUGUAUCGCCAGCAAUGGUGUGCUUGCACCUAAAUACGAGUAUAUCCACCGUAUGCGAGCCGAGCGCGAGCGCAGCAAGCAGUACAAGUUCUUGGAUGCUCAACAACAGGUCGCUGGGAGUACGUGCGUUCUACUGGAGGGGCACCUGUUUGAUACCGGACUUAUUAACCAGGUACUCAACCUCAUUGAAGACCAUGAUGGGGGUUUCCACCUUCUAGACUGCGAAGUACGCCCAAAUGUUGGAGUCGGGGACAGUGGUGACAGCACCAGUUCGAACGCCAUCGUGCAGAUUAGUAUGAGUGACCGUGAAGCGCUGGAUGCUAUCAUCACCAAGAUCCGCUCCUUAGCUGAGCUUACUUCUGGUGCGAAGGCUACGGUCACAGAACUACCCGAUCUGUGCGGCACAGACUACUCCAAGACGCGAGGUGUCGUGAGAAAAGAUGCAGCAGCCAAUACUAUGGCUGAAGUAUCGGUCUCCAGCCCGAAGAAGCGGAAGGUUGUGUGUUUUGGCGCUGGAUUGGUGGCGUCACCACUUGUGGAGUAUCUAUCAAGAGAGCAAGGAAACGAAGUUCAUGUGGUGUCGGGUAUUGAGAGGGAAGUAAAGGAGAUGAUGCGCAAAAUCUCUCGUCGAAACAUCAAGCCUCACGUAGUGAACGUCGCUGAAGAUGCUGCUGGAGUCGACAAACUUUGCGCUGAAGCCGAUUGCGUUGUGUCGCUACUGCCAGCGACCAUGCACACGACAAUUGCUCAGCGCUGCAUUCAGCAUGCGACUCCUCUCGUGACGGCUAGCUAUGUGUCACCAGAAAUGAAGGAGCUGGACGCUAGGGCAAAGAAGGCAGGUAUUCCGAUCCUCUGUGAGAUUGGUCUCGACCCUGGUAUGGAUCACAUGAGUGCCAUGAAAGUCAUUGAUGAAGUGAAGGCCCUCUCCGGGAAGGUCAUGACCUUCUCGUCUGUCUGUGGCGGCUUGCCAGCUCCUGAAGCAGCGGACAACGCCAUUGGUUACAAGUUCAGUUGGAGUCCGCGUGGUGUGCUCACGGCGGCACUGAAUGCAGCCCAGUACCGCAAAGACGGCAAAGUCAUCAACGUGGCAGGUGAAGACUUACUCAAUAGAAGCGAACGCGUAAACUUCUUGCCGGCGUUCAACAUCGAGCAGAUCCCGAACCGUAAUUCGCUUCCUUACGGCGAUAUCUAUGGCAUCCCAGAGGCACACUCGCUGUAUCGUGGAACUCUGCGAUACGGUGGAUGCUGUCAAAUUCUGUACCAGCUACGCAAGCUUGGCCUCUUUGACAUGGACCCAUCCAAACCCAUUCCAGCGACUUGGCCGGAUCUUCUGACGCAGUUGGGUGGUUUCCAAGGUCUUCGCGAAGACGCCCAUGGGUUCCUUCAGUGGCUUGGUGCCUUUGAUAAAUCAAAUCCUGUGGUUAAAGCCCCGUCCAUCCUUGACGCUUUCUGCGCUCUCCUGCAAGAUAAGUUGUCGUACCAACCAGGAGAACGCGACAUGGCCAUCAUGCAUCAUGAGUUCGGCAUCGAGUACGAGGAUGGCAAGAAGGAAAAGCGUACGUCAACAUUCGUGGGCUACGGGUCCGAGAAGGGCGACACGAUCAUGGCUAAAACGGUUGGAUUAAGUGCUGCUAUCGGCGUCCAGUUGAUCUUGCAGGACGCAGUUCAAGGUCGUGGUGUGCUUACCCCCACAACCCCCGACAUCUACGGUCCUGCACUGGCCCGUCUCGAGGUCGAAGGUGUGCGCUUCAUUGAAAAAACAUUCCCACAGCAUUAAUCGGUGGAAAUGAAGGGCGUCUAGGUGUCGAUAUCUCAAAGAACCGUUGCCGGUCUACCAUCGAAUGAAGCUCGCUGCUGAGUGCCUUCACGCAAACCUUGCGGUGCAAUGUACUUUUGAGAGACCCCGUCAGACGACAGAUAGAGUCGUGAUAGAGCUUUCGGACGGGAACUAGCGUAACUCGUCUUGAUCUGCCGACCACC